Messenger RNA from Xyrauchen texanus (razorback sucker), 4272 nucleotides. Its product is annotated as failed axon connections homolog. The transcript has 6 exons. Gene Ontology annotation, cellular component: cytoplasm. The record is from RefSeq and is a predicted model, not a curated record. Bases 192 to 1409 code for a protein of 405 amino acids. Lineage: Eukaryota; Metazoa; Chordata; Actinopteri; Cypriniformes; Catostomidae.
CUCAGCUGUGCGGUAAACAGCGGCGGCGAGCGGCUGCGGACUGAUGCCGAACCCAUCGCGGGUACGGACGGACAGCAUCAGGAGGCGACAUGCCAGCUCCUGCUCAUCUCCCGCUCUUUAAUAAACGGCACCGAUGAAGCCUCCCCUGUUCGACCCACACCGGACCGAUGGGCGGAUAGAGGAGAGCGAGAAUGUACUGGCGCGUCGGGUUCGCCUGGAGCCGCUCCUGCGUGCUUAAUCUGGGUUGGAACAAGAGCUUCUCCCUCGGCUCGUGCGGCUCCGAGGAGCAUCUGUCGUUGUAUGGGUACAUCAUCGCAUACCCGCUGCAAGAGUACGGAGGGAUCAUGUCAGCGUUAGCAUCCGACGCCUGGUGGAGGAAAACACUCUACAUAACCGGGGGCGCGCUGCUCGCCGCCGCUGCCUAUCUACUACACGAGCUGCUCAUCAUCAGAAAGGAACAGGAGUUGGACUCUAAAGAUGCCAUCAUUCUGCAUCAGUUUGCCAGGCCCAAAACUGGAGUCCCUAGCCUGUCCCCCUUCUGCCUGAAGAUAGAAACAUACCUGCGGAUGGCAGACCUGCCCUACCAGAACUAUUUUGAUGGGAAGUUGUCCCCUCAAGGGAAGAUGCCUUGGAUUGCUUAUAAUCAGAAGCAGGUGUUUGGGACAGAGUUCAUUAUCGACUUCCUGGAGGAGAAGCUCGGUGUGAACCUCAACUCCAGCCUGAGUCCUCAGGAGAAAGCCAUCUCACGUGCCAUCACCAAAAUGGUGGAGGAACAUUUAUACUGGACGAUAGCUUACUGUCAGUGGGUUGACAACGUGGAGGAGACGCAGAAGAUGUUAGCCACAAACGGGCCGCUGAGUGACGUGCUGAGGUGGAUUCUGAGUCAGGUGAACAGCGGCAUCGUAAAAAGAGAAAUGUACGGGCACGGGAUCGGACGCUUCUCGAAAGAGGAGGUUUAUAGCCUGAUGGAGAAAGACAUGCGCACUCUCGCCACACUCCUCGGCAGUAAAAAGUACCUAAUGGGCCCCAAGUUUUCUACAGUAGAUGCUGCUGUUUUUGGUCAUCUCGCUCAGGCCAUGUGGACUCUCCCUGGAACACGUCCAGAACAGCUGAUCAAAGGAGAGUUUAUAAAUCUUGCCAUGUACUGCGAGAGAAUCCGCCGGAGAUUCUGGCCAGAGUGGUUUGUGGAUGCCGAUGAUCUUUACUACGAUGGACUGAGCGAGGAGCCGGAUUCUCCUUCCCAACUUCCAGAUUUGGGUCUGUACUCUAACAGUGACAGCUUUCAGGAACAAGAAAGCUCUCUGUCACACAACGGCAGACAGACUCCAGACAGCGACAUCACCGGACGAUCCCUGUUUGAUUCUGAUAUGGACACCGAAUGCUCGGAAAUGGAGCAGCUGAAGUGUUAACCACACCCCCCUUUAUGAUGCAUCUGCACGGGCCCCGCCCCUUUGUUCUCCCUCAAGCCCCUUAGAAGUGGAAGGGGUGGUCAAAUGAAGAUGUUGCCAUGGUUUCCCCAGACUCUAAGCGAGAGAUGGCAAUAAAGCAGAGAGUGAAGUUAUUGAAAGAGAGGAUUUUCUUAAACUAUCACAAGAAAACAAAAGUGGUAACUAGGCCGGAGAGAAUCUCAAUUAAAUCAAACAGAAAACUAAUAAAAGAGAGAAUGAAAAGGAGUAAAUGAUGCCUUGGCUGACUCACUCCUCCCACAGUGUGACUCAAAAUCAGCUGAAUUACAUCACCAUGUGUGUCCUCUUUACAUUCUCCAUGCGUGUUUGUUGCUAAACAAUGAGUGUGUUUACAUGCACAAUCCUACAUAGAUUAUGCUUAAAUAAGCCAAUGAUGUGUAAACAGGUUUCCUGUAUUGGUGUAAGGUCAUAAACAGUUUAAUCGAGAAGCAAUCGGCGUCUGUAUAUUUUUGCCAUUUACCCCAAUUUCGCAAGAAGGAAGGAGCUGCAGGCCGUGCUCUAAAAAGGGGCGCAAGCUCCAAACCGCCAGCAAAGAUUUUAGAGAGCCACUAACCUAACCCUUUUCCUAACCUUAACCCAACCUGUCCCGAUGCCCUUCUGGAGUAACCCCGCCCCUUUCUGGGGUUACCCCACCCUCUUUUGAAGAUUCCUUCCUCAUUUGUAGAUCUCCAGGUCACAGCUAUACCUACUUGGAUUUGGCAUUGCAUGUAAACACCUUUUUCUAGCAUCAAUAGCAGAGAUUUACCCUAUGAUUUCAAAUCUCAAGUAAACACAUUAAAUUCUCAUUGUUCUGAGGUCCUAAUCAAACAAACAAAACUUUAAAGAAAACGCAAUUGUGCAGUUCAGAUUUUCAAUCUGUUUUUAUUGCAGUCACACAGCCCCAUUAAAUGGUCUGCACGUAUAUAGCGCCUUUUUAACCCAUUCACACACCAAUGACGGCAGAGCUGCCAUUGGGAGCAACUUGGGGUUCAGUGUUUUGCACACCGGCAUGUGGAGUCGUGUGAGCCGUUAAUCGAACCACCAACCCUGCGAUUAGUGGACAACCUGCUCUACCACAUGAGCCACAGCCCCCCUAAUUAUAGACAUUUGUAUGUGUGUGUGUGCAGCUGAAUGUAUAUGUAAAAAGAUAUCACUUGUGUUUGUCAAACAGCAAACACUUGAGAUGCAAGAGCGCCCCCCUCUGCAUAGCUACAGUACCUUCAACAACAUGCAUUAUGACAAAGAACACUACACUAGAAUAGACCAGCACGCCUUGAAAUCAAACCUGCUUACAAAAUUGCAGCUAUCACAGAGAGGAAGGACAUAACACAAUACAGAGGGAGAGAGAUAUGUGUGUGUGUGUCUGUGUGUGUGUGUGUCCAUCUGCUGCAUGAGUGAGUCACCGAGUCAUCGUCACACAUGAAUACACUGCAGAAAUGCUCUUGCAGGGAGUGAUCUGAUCUCCCAGGGGUUCAUACACAACAAAUGACACAUGCAAGUCUUCUGUUUUUUCUCUUCUGUAGUGAGAUAUAAUCAGUAUCUUGCUGUGCAAAGCAAACACGCAUCCUAUCUUGAACAAGAAAUGCCCUUGCAUUUUUUUUUUUAAAUGUUGAAUGGAUUCAAGAUGGUGUAUACACAAAUCUCUUAUUAGAAAAAAGUGUCUCGCUAUUUUCACAUCCUUCAAUUUGUGCUGGUGUUGGUUCUAUAACAACAAAAUUUGCCAAGAUUAUUAAGAAAUGCAUUGGAGGAAACAUUUGUAUACACAUUCUGCAUUAUGGACGUCAUUUCUACCUGAGGUGCUUUCUUAACAAAAUGCUCUGGUUUAAAUUUCUGCAUGCCAUUAAUUGAUACACAGUGCCAAAUAAGUGUCACCAUAGAGACAGUCUUUAAAAAGGCAUACAAGUUGGUAGCAGUUCUGAGCGAAACCUUAUCUUCAGUCAAUACACACUUUUCAAACUGUAUACAUUGUCAGUUAUUUGUGUUUUUUUAUGGUUUAGGACUGUGCCUUUUAUAUUGAACUAUGGUUUUAUUUUUGUUAUUAUUAUUACUAAUUAUUAUUACUUAUAAUUUGUGUAUUUGUUUAGCCUAUAUAUCUUUUGAAAGUAUCACAAAGGAUUUCUUCUUGACUUUUUAUGAGUUUUAUAUUUUUUCCUUAAUAUUUAUACUUGUGUUUUAAAUCAGGGUUUUAGUUACAAAGAGGAUUUGCUCAGAGAACUGUAUGUUUGAAUGCAGAAUCACGAUAUGUUGUUUGCUCAGUUGUGCUAAAGUGAAUUUUUGCUGAUAUCUGUGAAAGACAUACCUGAAACAUUAGAAGAACAUUAACAGUCUUCAAAAACACAAACCUUAUACGCAAAUAGAAAGCUGCUAAUGAAUUUCUAAUGGUUCCUUGUUAAAUUUCCCACUCUAGCCAAACAAGUGUGUCCGCUUUAACAUGAAUACAAUGACAAGCCAACAUGAUUUCAUGAAGAUUGGCCUCUUAAGACAAAAGAACCCACUCAUAUGCCCAAUGAAAUGGAUCUAUGGCAACCAAAAGAGGGAGUUAUGUUAAAGUCAAAAUGAAAAUGAUGGAGAGACAAAAGAUCAAGUUCAAAUUAAACUCGUAUGUGUUUUCUCACAGAUGUCAUGUGUGUGCUGAUUGUAGAGCCAUACUGCAGAAUCAAUGUUGUGUGUAUCAGACCCUGGUGGAUUUAAGGAUUUAUUAUGAACUGUACAAAAUAUUGAGGAGGGAGGGGUUGCGUACAUGAUCACUGUAACAUAAUGAACUAAAAUCGUCUGGCAAAUGUAAAAGUACUUGAAAUAUUUCAUGAAAUAUAGCUGUAAUAAUUUA